This is a messenger RNA of Dissoconium aciculare CBS 342.82, 2888 nucleotides long. RefSeq lists its product as uncharacterized. The transcript has a single exon. The record is from RefSeq and is a predicted model, not a curated record. Lineage: Eukaryota; Fungi; Ascomycota; Dothideomycetes; Mycosphaerellales; Dissoconiaceae. The coding region runs from base 412 to 2829 and encodes 805 amino acids.
GAGAACGCGGCGUCAAUGAUCGCCUGCUUCGAUUAAUUGCAAUGCAAUUGCGCGACUCAAGUGCGCGAACGCUCUACUAUGCACCUCAUCAUCACAGCCUCAACCUUGAUUGGGUAAUGACAUGUAUGGUAGCAGAAGACAACGCGCUCCGAAGUUUGCCUACUAUUUGAGCGUAGACCCGCCUUUUGGCGAGGGUCGCGGAUAUUUACAAUCGACAUCAAAACAAGAUAAAAGCUUGGCUCGUUUGCAUCUGAACACAACUCUGUCACCGCCUCCGCGCUGCGACACGGUCGGGAUACCACGAAUUCCUUAAGUAACGCGCAGAGUUCAUGAUGAGUCGAUCGAUUUUGACAACCUGCCAAUCUUGCGUAAUCAAAACGACCAGUCAAUUGACCUUCUGCACACAUUGUCAUGAGCGAAUCAACACUUUCGCGAAGACUCACUGGCAAAGCUGCUCUCGCGCGCGUUGUCGAUCAUCCGUCAAACCGCACGUUUCUUCGUCGCAACCUCAAAUUCAUUCUGGACCGACACGAAAUCGACUUCCUGCGGAAGAACACCAAUGCCCGUACUUCUCAGGCCAUGCUUGCGCUCGAAGAUCGUCGCACCAGCUGGGACUAUCCAUCGACGGAUUUACUCGACGACUCUAUUCAUGGGAGCAAACCAGUUUUGACCAUUGAGGGCUUACGAAUUCGCGGACUCUCCGGCAAAGUUGCACCACCAGUGGAGGCCGAUCGUUCUUCGCCAACAUCGGACAGAGACGACGGUCUCCCGAACUGGUUACCACGACCCGAUGCACAGCGGCUGCUGCUACAAUGCCGAAUACAAGCAAGAAUUUACCAGCGUAAUUCACGAGAAAGCCCGCUUCACGUGGACAUGCGAAGCGGCACUAUUUUGCAAUGUGAAAACAGCGGCGGCCGACCAAGUUUCGACAUCAAGCUAGAUCAACCUUUUCACACCGAGUUGAGCAAGCUGCUCAUUGUGAGAGAAUGCGGUUCCGUUGGUGAAUCACAACGCUGGAGGAGGGCAAUGUCUGAUAGGUACUCGUUGGAGAUGACCAUAGAAUGUCUGGACUCGGAUGACGCUCAUCAGCUGUUGUCGAAGCUCGACAGUAUUCCAACUGGCGCGAGGGGUCACACAGUUCCAAGUAAUUGCGUGCUGCGGACUUUCUGGGAUGCCUUGCCGGAAUGCCCCACGUCCGGGAGCACUCUGCCACUUCUCUGCACAACGAAUAACACGACAUUGCCACUUGCAUAUGGAAUCGAGGUGUCUAUGGGCUGGAUUCAUCCCGAAUCGCCCCUUGUACAGUACAACCGCGGCUUAGUGAACGCAUCAAGGGCGCGCCACUUAUUGACACCGAGUGCGUCAGACGAUCUUGAGAAAUUGCCCAGCAAAUGGACCAUCAGAUACAAGUUUCGAGACGGGUUUCAAGUUCGUGAGCUGACCAAAAUCUCACUGGAAUGUGUUCAUUGUGGCAGCGGAAUUGAACAUUCAUCUUUCGCACGAUUAUACUUGCAUUAUACAAACUCACAUCAGUCAUGGGAGUAUCGAGCGGAGGGGACGGAGUGGAUGGUCUCCAGCGGCAUGACAGUGGUAUUGUGGAUUCAAGAUGCGGAAACGCCAAUUAGUACAGAUUCGUCAAGAGAUCGUAACAUGAAUUGGAUUGCACCAUCAUGUCCCGUAGACAUCGCCGCGUAUAUCUACGGCGAGGGGCCUUGGAUCAACGCAGGGCAUAACAAGCACAGAAGCCCCAUGAAGAGGCCCGGCCGUGCAAUGCGCAGAGAAAUCUCGACCAGCCUUGCAUUAAAACCAGCCAUGGCUGCUGCAUCCGCCCGGAACAAGGGAAAACGUCAUUUGCCAGAAGAGGUGAAAAAUCUGCCACUGCAUGUCAGAAAGACAUAUCAGGUGCCAAAUGUGCCCGGAGUGACCUUCUACCGAACGACGUCGAAGCAAGCUGUGCGUUGUGGCGAUGAGCUUUCCGAAAGCGACGAAGACAUUGAUGAUUAUUGGUUAACGCAGCGUCAACGGCGUGACCUGAUGCACCUCGGCGAUCAUGCCGCGGUUUGCAAAUUCCAUGAGCUAUUCUACGUCCAUAUCAACGAAGAACGGCCAUCUUCAGACAUUCACAUGCAGGAUGCAGUCGUCCGCUUUGCGCGAAAAUACCUCGAACAGUCAAGAGAUCCUAGAUGGGCAGAUGCCAUGCGAAAGAAGCUCCUUCAGUUGGAAACUGGGUGUGUCAUCACCGGGGCGACUGUCAAGUACUGUACCUCUUUGCUGGAUACAGCUGCAAAUUCUGCGCAGCCACAAGAGUGGCCUGUAUCAGCGCCUAAUCAGGCCUCAGAAGAUGCCCAACGUAUCUCUGCACAGACAAGAGAGACCGGGCUUUUGCGACCAAAUACAUCACGACAUACCUAUUCCCAGAACGGGACGAUUGCAGAAUCGCCGGUGAGCGAGAGGUCGCCUCGCCUCGAUCCUUGGGAUCCCUCGGACAGUGAUUCAUGGCUUGGCAAUCGGACUCGCUGGGUUGCUGGUAAGAUGACAUCAACAGAUGACGAUGAUAGAGCAAAAGAAAGACCUGCCCGAAAUGGCUCACUGCUCGAAGCAUCCACAAGCGGCACGACUUUCGAUACCCGUGUGGAUGCAAGAGUGCCGCAGGAUCGGUUUCAGACUUGCGUAUGUGGCAAGAUUGUCGCUGGGCUACGUGGUACAAUAGGCUGCUCUGAAGUAACCUGUGCACGAGCUUUUCACUUGAAAUGCCUCAAGUUGCCCAAGCGCAUUCCUUAUUGGCGAUGCGAGGAAUGUACAUCAAAUUUGCGACCGAUGACUGAAUAAUGCAGGUGUAUAUGAUUACAAUUGAGUUUUUCGAACAGUCAACAUCAAUGAUCCCGUCC